Molecule: messenger RNA, 1816 nt
Organism: Xenopus laevis (African clawed frog)
Lineage: Eukaryota; Metazoa; Chordata; Amphibia; Anura; Pipidae
Gene: wnt9b.S
Product: protein Wnt-9b
Exons: 4
Coding region: 41-1108 (355 amino acids)
Source: RefSeq, a predicted model, not a curated record
AGUGGAAGAGAAGGAGAGAGAUGAGGAGCAGCCCUACAUCAUGCUCACCGACCCCUGCCUGGCCGCCCUCUGCCUUCCCCUCCUGCUGCUCGUCCUGAUCCUGCCGCCGACCGGAGCCUAUUUCGGUCUGACCAGCAAGGAGUCUCUCUCGCUCUUCACCUCCCCGGCCCCCCUAAUCAGCAGCACCCACAGCCGACCCCACCUGAAACAGUGCGACCUGCUGCCCCUGACCCGACGGCAGAAACGUCUGUGCCGCAAGGAACCAGGACUGGCUGAGGUGCUGAGAGAAGCCGUGCGUCUGGGGGUCGUAGAGUGUCAGUUCCAGCUACGCAACGAACGUUGGAACUGCAGUCUCCAGGAAAGGGGGAACCUCCUGAAAAGAGGUUUUAAAGAGACAGCGUUCCUGUAUGCCAUUUCAGCUGCCUCCCUCACCCAUUCCCUAGCGAAGGCCUGCAGUGGGGGCAGAAUGGAGCGAUGUACCUGUGACGACUCCCAGGGUCUGGAGAGCCAGCAGGGAUGGCAGUGGGGUGUUUGCGGGGACAACCUCAGGCAUAGCACUCGUUUCCUGAAGAACUUCCUAAGACAAAGGAAAGGGGGGAGAGAUGCACGGGCCAAGAUGGAUCUUCAUAACAGCAAUGCAGGCAUUAAAUCAGUAAAGAGUGGAUUAAAGACCACGUGUAAAUGCCACGGGGUGUCCGGCUCCUGCGCUGUCCGCACGUGUUGGAAGCAACUCUCUCCUUUCCAUGAAACAGGAGCGCUGCUGAAGGCCAAGUACGAGAACGCCAUAAAGAUCCUUGGGGCCUCAAACGAGGCAGUGGGAGGCCACGACACCUUGGGACACACAUUUGGGGGGCGCCACGCCCGCUCUACUGACUUUUUGUAUCUGGAGGAGUCCCCCAACUUCUGCAGGCCGAGCCGCUUCUCCCCCGGCACAGCGGGACGGACAUGCUCUCGAGAAAUCACAUGCGACAGCCUUUGCUGCGGCCGAGGAUACAACAUCCAAACUCGGUUGGUCACUUUUUCCUGCCACUGCCAAGUGCACUGGUGCUGCCAUGUCGAGUGUCAAAAGUGCGUCCAGCAACAGGAGACGUAUACCUGCAAACACUGAUUACAUACGGGAAUGACACAUCUUUUUUAAACGAUGCUGGGAGUUGUAGUUUGGUAACAGCUGAGAAGCCACAAGCUGGUCAACCGAUAUGGCAGCUGCUCAGGUGUCUGCGUGACAUUAAUGCUGUAAAAAGAAAGAUACUAUUUAUCUUACUGGACUUCUCUUCUUUGAGCACUACCUAUACCUAUAUAGGAAUUAUGAGUAUUGUGAGCCUAGUAACCCCUAGCAACAGUAAGGCAGUUGCAGUCAGCUGCUAAUACUUCAUAACCCAGUGAUCCUUUAACAAUCCAUUUCCGUUUGUGUCCGUUUAAAUCAUGGCGUUUCUGAAUACCGAGUGUGCGUGAGGCUCCUAAGAAUUCCUAAAAUCUGAUUUUAAAGGGGUUGUUUACCUUUAAAUGAACUGUUAGUGUGCUGUAGAGCGUGAUCUUCUGAGAUGAUCUGCAAUUGGUUUUUAUUUUUUAUUAUUUGUGGGUUUUGAGUUAUUUAGCUUUUUAUUCAGCAGCUCUCCAGUUUGUAAUUUCAGCCGUCUGGUUUCUCCCCAAAACUUUCCCUUACUCCUGUAUCAUUAACUGAAAGCUUCCAAUCCUAACCCAGGGAUUUAUAUUACAUUAAACUGGAUUUAAUUAGUUGCCCCUUUAGGGCAGAGACACAUAGAUUUGGGGAGAUUAGUCGCCCCAGUGACAAAUCUCCUCUUCUUCAGGUGACUAA